Saccostrea cuccullata (small rock oyster) is the source of this 1106-nucleotide messenger RNA. Its product is annotated as complement C1q-like protein 2. Lineage: Eukaryota; Metazoa; Mollusca; Bivalvia; Ostreida; Ostreidae. Bases 62 to 679 code for a protein of 205 amino acids. The record is from RefSeq and is a predicted model, not a curated record. The transcript has 2 exons. Gene Ontology annotation, molecular function: protein binding.
UGAUAAAUAUGUAAAGUCUUUUGUUUUUACCAUCAAGCGUUAAUCUUCAAUAUCAAACACAAUGCAUGUCUACAAAGUUUUAAUUUUUCUUGUCAUUUUUAUCAGUACCGUUCAUUGUCAGAACACAACUAUUAUAACGGACCAGAAAACCGUGUCCGACCUGCGGAAUAGAGUGUCCUUAUUAGAGAGAACUAUUGGAAAAAUGCUAACUGGAAAGGACAACAGAAACAUUACAACUUUCAAUAUAGCCAGAAAAGGAGUCCCCAUGUUCAAUAACACACCCGUGGUAUUUUGCGCCUCGUCUAGCAGUAGCGUCAGCGGAUUAAGCGUUGGAUUCAUUCUGAAAUUCCCUUCUGUCAACAUCAACCUGGGGAACCACUACAACCCCGCCAAUGGAAUCUUCAUCGCACCUGUUCACGGCCUUUAUAUGUUCCACUGGACCAUGCAAUGUCACUACAGUGGUAGCCCACAUUGCAGUACCGGUCUAAGAGUUAACAAUGCACUGAAAGGUCAAAUACGAUCUGGUGAAGAGGCUAGUGGUUACUACCAUACUGGAUCCAACACAGUGUUCUUAGAGGUUGAAGCAGGAAACCAUGUCUGGAUUGAAAAUGAGAGCUAUAAUAAUGUCUACAUUAAUUCCGAUUCAUCAUUUGGAGGAUCGCUUUUACAGAUCCUUUAGACAAAAUUGAAAAUAUUUUGUGGUAACUGUGUGGUCGAGAAACUAUUACCACUUCGCAUUUUCCAAUACUUUCUUGAGAAAACUAUUGUCAUUACAUAUACAUUUGUCAUUAUAUGUGACAUGAAUCAUAAAAACUGCAUCUUAUAUAACAACUGAAGCAUCAAUUGUAAUCCACAUUUUGAAUUUUUGUUGUAUAAUGUAUUUGAAAACGCAUCAUUUUGUCUUUUGUUCAGUUAUAAAGAAUGAAUGCAUCGAGAAUUGAAAACAAAUAACAAUAAUUAUAAUUUUAAAAAGUUUAGUGCUCUUAAUCUUAACAGUUUUGAUUUGAAACGGACUGAUAAAUUAUCAGUUGACACGGCUAAAAUACAGUUAACUUAAGGCCAUAUGAUCCGGGAGGUGGCGUGCCCCGAUAAUUGUGCCACUACAA